Molecule: messenger RNA, 2224 nt
Organism: Kogia breviceps (pygmy sperm whale)
Lineage: Eukaryota; Metazoa; Chordata; Mammalia; Artiodactyla; Physeteridae
Source: RefSeq, a predicted model, not a curated record
AUGGAGGUGAGACCCCCGGUGGGCUCUUCACUCAUGAAGGUUCCUCGAACUCUGAGAUGUGCCAGAGAGCUGUGGUAUCAACAGGUGGAACAUCGCGCCUUGCUGUCGACCCUGCAGCUGUUGUAUACUGUCGGGUACUCCCUCUCCAUCGUCUCCCUCUUCCUGGCUCUCACCCUCCUCUUGUUUCUUCGAAAACUCCACUGCACACGCAACUAUAUCCACAUGAACUUGUUUGCCUCUUUCAUCCUGAGAGCCCUGGCUGUGCUGGUGAAAGACGUCAUCUUCUACAACUCUUACUCUAAGAGGCCCGACAGUGAGAAAGAGUGGAUGUCCUACGUGUCAGAGGUGUCCACUUCCUGCCGCUCGGCCCAGGUUCUCCUGCACUACUUCGUGGGGGCCAAUUACUCAUGGCUGCUGGUUGAAGGCCUUUACCUCCACAUGCUCCUGGAGCCCAUAGUGCUUUCGGAGAGGCGACUGUGGCCCAGAUACCUGCUGGUGGGUUGGGCUUUCCCGGUGCUCUUUGUCGCACCCUGGAGCAUCGCCCGUGCUCAGCUGGAGAACACAGGGUGCUGGGGAACCAACAGGAAUAAGAAUAUCUGGUGGAUCAUCCGAGGACCCAUGCUGCUGUGCGUAACGGUCAAUUUCUUCAUCUUCUUGAAAAUUCUCAAGCUUCUCAUUUCUAAGCUCAAAGCUCAUCAAAUGUGCUUCAGAGAUUAUAAAUACAGAUUGGCCAAGUCCACGCUGGUCCUCAUUCUGUUAUUGGGUGUUCAUGAGAUUCUCUUCUCUUUCAUCACUGACGAUCAAGUUGAAGGAUUUCCAAGAUAUAUACGACUCUUCAUUCAGUUGACUCUGAGCUCCUUCCACGGACUGCUUGUGGCCUUGCAGUAUUGCUUUGCCAAUGGAGAGGCUUGUCCUGCUCUGUACGACAGAGGCUGCGUACACUCACCGCCUCAGCGUGCCCUGUCAUCCUCAUCACCCCCGCAGUUGUGUUUUCCAGAAUGCCACCAGCCUCCCGGGCUGGGCCCAUAUUCGAGUGAAUGGAGCCCUAGGAUACAGAGAGACGUCUGCUAUGAAACAGAGGCCAGCCGCUAUCCUUCCUUUACCCUUCAUGGUACAAGGUGUGUAUCUGAAGUCGGGUUCACUGUGUCCAAGGACCACCUGCGAAGUGUUUUAAAUGCAGAGUCUGACUCGUGGCAGAGAUGCUAGGAGGGUGCAUCUGGGACGAUGGCCGGUGAUGGCAAUUGUGUAACGAGCGUCCCAGGUAAUUCUGAUACGAGCCCACAUUUUGGAAACCUGGGGCCGGAUGCGCAGGAGCCAGAAGCCCCUCUGAGCUGGCCGCUGGCGGGAGAGACCACCGGAGUUCUGCAUUCAGCAGUUCAGCUGUGACACGCCUGCCCUCCUCUGACAGGGUGGACCGCACUCCGCCCCCCAGAGCCCUCUCCUUCCCUUCUCUCUUCUUCCUCUCUUGUCAAGUCUUCCCUCCCUCUCUCCAUCUCAGGUCUCAUCCGUGGGCGGCAGCAGCAGCAGCUCUGUUUGAUCUGUAACGAGCCCAUCCUUCCUCGGAGGGUGGGCCCCAGCACCCAGGGCCCCUCUGAAAGUUGCUGUUGGUCAUUUUCUCACUUUUCUGCCUCCACCUGCCUUUCUGAGCUUUCUGGCUUCUUCAGGCCUCACUUGCCUACCGUUCUUUGCCAUUUUUGGUUUGCCGUUGAUACCUGGAUGGCUGUACCUUCUGCUCUGGGAGGUGUGCCCGCUGUUCUCCCGGCCCUGAGUCCCCACUGAUAAGGGUCCCACUCCUCGUGUGGAGUUGGUUGCUGAGAGCUGGAGGGGACCCAGCUGAAAUGAGAGGACUGUGGCUGAUCUGGACACGCCGAGGAGGCACCGAGGGGGCCGGGGCUGUGGACCCGGUCUGCAGGUGGGGAGUAAGUUGUACCCGGACCCUGAGUGGAGGGUGCUUCUGGAGGCUGAGGAGGGCCCAGGCAACUAGGGCCAGGCUCAGUGGCUGCAACUGUAAGGCAAGAGGCUGAGGAAGGUCAAGGGAGGAACGUUCUAUGGAGAAACAGCGUGUCAGUUCUCAGGAGCGACACUUUUAUAGCGGGUAAGAUGUAUGUGUACGUGGGUGGCCGGGGUAUGAUGCUGUGGGACCAAGUCCUGCCUUAUAUUAGGGGGAGGGGCGAUAUGAUACUUAUCAAGUAGGGGUGCCAGGUUUUGCAAUUAAAAAUAUACA